GGCGGUGUACCGCGAGGCGGACGUGUACCUGUUGGACGACCCGCUGUCUGCCGUGGACACGCACGUGGGGCGCCAUCUGUUCGACGAGUGCAUCAUGGGAUUCCUGGCCGGCAAGACGCGCGUGCUAGUCACCCACCAGCUGCAGUACCUCCAGGACGCCAACCGCAUCAUCUUGCUCCACAACGGUCAAGUGCAGAUGCAGGGCGAUUUCAACACGUUGACGGAGCAAGUGGACUACCAGUCGUUGAUCGGCGAGAACCACGACGAAGACGUGGGCGAGUCGGACGGCGAGGAGGACGCGGACAAGCAGAGCAGCAAGGACGCCGGCAGCGUGGGCAAGCGGGACAGCGUCACCAAGGUCGGCCGCCUCCUUCGGCGUAUUUCCUCCACGCG
Gryllus bimaculatus (two-spotted cricket) is the source of this 393-nucleotide messenger RNA. The record is from the annotation of a GenBank genome assembly. NCBI's taxonomy places the organism in Eukaryota, Metazoa, Arthropoda, Insecta, Orthoptera, Gryllidae.